This is a messenger RNA of Closterium sp. Yama58-4, 1218 nucleotides long. NCBI's taxonomy places the organism in Eukaryota, Viridiplantae, Streptophyta, Zygnematophyceae, Desmidiales, Closteriaceae. The record is from the annotation of a GenBank genome assembly.
AUGCAGGCUCAAGUAGAGCUUCCUAAAAUUCCUGUCGCAACUGUCGAGAAGAAGUUGGAGAGCCUUCCGGCUAUGGUACAAGGCGUAUGGUCAGAAGAUCCACCCGCUCAGCUGGAAGCAACGACGCAGUUUAGGAAGCUGCUUUCGAUCGAACGUAGUCCUCCGAUCGAAGAGGUCAUAAAGGCUGGCGUUGUGCCCAGAUUCACGCAGUUUUUGCAGAAGUAUGACUUCCCUCAACUUCAGUUUGAAGCAGCGUGGGCUUUGACCAACAUCGCUUCUGGUACCUCUGACCACACCCGCGUGGUCAUUGAGCAUGGGGCAGUCCCUAUAUUCGUUCAGCUUCUUAGCUCUCCCAGUGAUGACGUCCGCGAGCAGGCUGUAUGGGCACUCGGUAACAUCGCAGGCGAUUCGCCCAAGUGCCGGGAUCUUGUUCUGAGCCACAACGCCAUGGGUCCGCUGCUUGCUCAGUUGAACGAGAAUUCGAAGCUGUCAAUGCUCCGGAAUGCUACCUGGACGUUGUCGAACUUCUGCCGUGGAAAGCCCCAGCCUCCAUUUGAGCAGUCGAAGCCCGCUUUGCCGGUCCUUGAACGCCUGAUCCACUCCACGGACGAGGAGGUUUUGACUGAUGCUUGCUGGGCGCUGUCCUAUUUGUCCGACGGAACUAACGACAAGAUUCAGGCUGUCAUUGAGGCGAAUGUUUGUCGGCGGUUGGUCGAGUUGCUUCUGCACCCAUCGCCAUCUACGCAGGUCAUUAUCGAGAACCAAGUGCUGCCAUGCCUCCUUUCCUUGCUCACAACAAACCACAAGAAAAGCAUCAAGAAGGAAGCGUGCUGGACAAUAUCUAACAUCACUGCUGGCAACAAGGAACAGAUUCAGGCUGUUAUUGAUGCCAACAUCAUUCCUCCAUUGAAGCACCUGCUGGAGACUGCUGAGUUUGAUAUUAAGAAGGAAGCGGCAUGGGCUAUUUCAAAUGCUACUUCUGGUGGCACUCAUGAUCAGAUCAGGUACCUCGUGUCCCAGGGCUGCAUUAAGCCACUGUGCGAUCUGCUGCUCACUUCUGACGCAAGGAUUGUAACAGUCGCAUUGGAGGGUUUGGAGAACAUUCUGAAGGUUGGAGAGGCAGAUAAGGAGCUGGGUCAGACUGGAGGUGUGAACCUUUAUGCCCAGUACAUUGAUGAGGCUGAGGUCGUUUUAAGUUUGGGGUUGAAGAAUGGGUAA